UGGAGAGCACAGCGUGAAAUUAGUCGCAGGAAAUGGAGAUAGUUAUAAAAAUCAGUAUCUGUUUAUUUCAUGGUGAGGUCAAGUGUUCAAAGCUUUGAAGAUAAGUUUGUUUAUGUUCUAAAAAGCUCGAGAACAGGUGCAAAAUGAGCAACAUUUACAUCCAAGAGCCACCAACAAGUGGAAAGGUUCUGAUGAAGACGACAGCAGGAGACAUUGACAUUGAGCUGUGGUCCAAGGAGGCUCCUAAAGCAUGCAGAAACUUUGUGCAGCUGUGCAUGGAAGGUUAUUAUGAUGGCACAAUUUUCCACAGAGUGGUGCAGGAUUUUAUCAUUCAAGGAGGAGAUCCAUCUGGAACAGGGCUAGGUGGAGAGUCCAUCUACGGCCGUCCUUUCAAAGAUGAGUUUCACUCCAGACUGCGCUUCAUUCGGAGGGGCUUGGUUGCCAUGGCCAACGCUGGUGCCCACGACAAUGGCAGUCAGUUUUUCUUCACGUUGGGACGAGCAGAUGAGCUCAAUAACAAACACACAAUAUUUGGAAAGGUCACUGGAGACACAAUUUAUAACUUGCUCAGAUUAGCAGAAGUUGAAUGUGAUGUUAACGAAAGACCUCUAAAUCCUCACAAGAUAAGAACUACCGAGGUACUUCACUCUCCUUUUGAUGACAUUGUACCUCGUGAAACAAAGAAAGGAAAAAAAGAUAAAGAGGAGGUAAAGAAAUCCCAGUCAAAAGCCACAAAGAACUUCAGUCUUUUAUCAUUUGGAGAAGAAGCUGAGGAAGAAGAGGAGAUGGUGAAUCAAGUUAGCCAGUUCCAAUUCCAGCAGCAUGAUGAAUUAAGGAAAGAAGUUCGGCAGUUGAAGAAGGAACUACAGGCCAUAAAGCAAAGGAAAGAAGACAAGCCUGCUGCGGAUGAAGUCAAGGAGGCAGAGAAAAAGCCAACCAACGAGGCUGUUGCUGAGUACCUAGAAGGAAGAAAGAAGUAUGAAGAGCUCAGGAAAACAAAGCUGAAAAAAGGCUCCAACAGAGAAGAACAGACGAUGGCCCUGCUCAAUAACUUUAAGUCCAAGCUGUCAUCAGCCAUUACUGAGAAUCCAGAGGGGGAUGUGGAGGAGCUGGCAGAGGAUGAAGACACAGGAUGGAUGGCCCAUGUUCUGCAGUUCGAUGAGCAAACCAGAAAAGUCAAGGACGCCAACAUGCAGGAUGAAGACACGUUUGAGAUCUAUGACCCGCGCAACCCAGUCAACAAGCGUAGAAGAGAGGAGAGCAAGAAGCUCAUGAAGGAGAAGAAAGUUAAAAAGUGAAGUCCUGCAGUCAAAGGUCAGCUUCUGUCCUACAUACGUAUAUGACUGAAACCAGUAGUUCCAUUGCAGCCUACCAUGGCUUUAAAUCCACUCUGUUGAACAGUUUUCUGGUUUGAAUGUCUGUUAAUGACCUGAGCUAAUCUGAGAUAAACACUCAAGAGUAAAACAUCAGUCAUUUUGUAUAGGUUAAUGUUAGCCUAUAAAAUGUAAAAUAAACUUUUUAUUUCAUGUUUAUGUUGAUUUGUGAUAUGUGUAGAAGAUGUGUAGAGUUUUCCAGAAAAAAAUAAAUCAGAUUUAUGAGCA
This is a messenger RNA of Austrofundulus limnaeus, 1601 nucleotides long. It is a transcript of the gene cwc27, whose product is annotated as CWC27 spliceosome associated cyclophilin. NCBI's taxonomy places the organism in Eukaryota, Metazoa, Chordata, Actinopteri, Cyprinodontiformes, Rivulidae. The record is from RefSeq and is a predicted model, not a curated record. Gene Ontology annotation, biological process: protein peptidyl-prolyl isomerization; protein folding. Gene Ontology annotation, cellular component: catalytic step 2 spliceosome. The coding region runs from base 144 to 1298 and encodes 384 amino acids. The transcript has 12 exons. Gene Ontology annotation, molecular function: peptidyl-prolyl cis-trans isomerase activity.